This is a messenger RNA of Eufriesea mexicana, 606 nucleotides long. Its product is annotated as astakine. NCBI's taxonomy places the organism in Eukaryota, Metazoa, Arthropoda, Insecta, Hymenoptera, Apidae. Bases 116 to 457 code for a protein of 113 amino acids. The transcript is spliced from 3 exons. The record is from RefSeq and is a predicted model, not a curated record.
GGAAGCGCCGAUAUAAAAACAACGGACUCAUCGGUUUACGCGAUCAAAUGUGAACAAGUGUUUGCUGAGUGCAGACAGCGUGAAAGAUUCGAGUCAGCAAGCAAAAAUAACAACGAUGACGCCAAUUUUUGCGAUUUCUGUUCUUUUAUUUGCAUUGGUAUGUUCCUGUCACGCGCAAGUUAAUAGGCCGGAUUACAGAUAUUGUCAAAAUAAUUCAGAAUGUCAACCAGAUCAUUGUUGUACUAUAGGACCACUAAGGUAUAGUAUACCACAAUGUAAAUCUAUGCAAAAAGAAGGAGAGAUUUGUAGACCAGGUAAUGUUUCAACGCUCAACGUAACGGUUGGAUAUCCGGAUGGUACUGAACUGAAAUUAGAAGACGUCCAUUAUAUUUUUUGUCCUUGCGUCGAGGGACUAUUAUGCGAUGAUAAAGAAGGUGUUUGUAAAGAAAUAGACUAAAAACGUGAUAUAAAUCGACUAUUCAGUAAACAUAACAAAGGAAACGAUUAAUAAGAUCUAAAAAGAAAAAUCGUCCACUAUGAAGAAUAACUAAGUACAUAGAAUGAUUAUAAGGAACAAUCAUAAUAAACAAUUAAGGCAUAAAAAAA